UUCUGUUCAUACCCCAGCUGAUUUCGUUUAUUAACCUUGAUUUUUUUCUAAGCAAAAGUGCUUCAUGCGUGUUUUUUCUUCAUUAUAACAAAAAGUGCGUGCCAGUCUAGGAUAAAGGAAGAUGUCGUUGCCGUUCGUUCCUAAAUUAUCGCAAAUAUCAUCCGGCAAGGCGGUCUCUAAGCAGCUAAAAAAGAAAGCAACCGAAUUCCUGGCAUGUACGCGUGCAACCACAACUUUGGGGGAGAUUUUAGAGUACUAUAAGGAAUGUCUUGCGCGCAAGGCACCCAUAACGCCAUGCCUGCUGACGCUGGAAUACUUAUUUACGCAACUGUUCCAAAGAGCAGAUAUUCGUCCGGAAGAUAUAGAUGCACAGCCUACGUACGUGCCUUCAGCAAAAGAUCCACAAGCAAACCACAGACAAUGGCUGCUGGCGCAGUAUCAAGAAACGUGCGGCCUAGUUAUUGAUGGUAUGCAUCAUGAGAAGGAGAGUGAAGCGUGCCAAGCGCUUGCGACAGCGAUGAAGCUACUUGCUGCCCAAUGUCUCCAACAACCGGAAGCCGAUCGAUUCCCGGUGGCAGGAUUGAAACAAAUUCUUACUGCAAUGCUUUCCUCGGAGUGCCUCAAUAAGCAUCUGUUUAGCCGUUUCCUGGAAUACUCAUCGUAUUUAGAUGUGAUUUUCUACUGCUGGAAAACGGUACCAUCGUUGGUGCCUCGAAACUGCACGCCCACAGAUGCUUUCAAGCAAAACUUUCUGCUGCUGCUCGAUGCGAUCAUGUUCGGGAAGGAUAAGAUGAAGGAAAGGGACAGCGAGCUUUGUGUGAAAUUAGGCGACAGCUUCGAUUACGCCUAUGUUAGGAAGCAAAUCAAUCGCACGUGGGGCUUCGUAAUGAACUGGGAGCAUAGUGAAAUGGUUCACGAGCAACUGCUGAUACUGCUGCUCGAAAAGGUGUUCGUCCACCUUGAUAAACCGGUACUGUUGACCGACUUUUUGAUGGACUCACUCGAUGUUGGUGGCACAGUCAGUGUACUCGCUCUGCAAGGCGUGUUUGUGUUAAUCCAGCAGCACAAUCUCACCUACCCGAAUAUCUACGAAAAACUGUAUUCCAUGUUUGAGCCUGAGAUUUUUCACACCAAAUUUAAAGCCCGUUUGUUCUAUCUGGCCGACAUAUUUCUUAGCUCUAGUCAUCUGCCGGAAGGAUUGGUGGCUGCAUUCGUGAAACGAUUAGCACGUCUCGCGCUGAUUGCUCCACCGCAGGACAUUGUGAUCAUAUUACGCUUCGUCGGUAAUUUAAUUCUGCGCCAUCCGGCCCUAAAGCGACUCAUCUUUCAUCCAACCGGUGGUGAAGCAUCCAGCGAUCCGUAUGUUAUGGAGGAACGGGAUCCGAUGAAAUCUAAGGCGCUAGAAAGCUCGCUGUGGGAACUUGCGGCCCUGCAAAACCAUGUACUGCCAUCGGUCGCAUCAGCGGCACGGUUCAUCUCGAAUCCACUUCCAAGCGUCGAAUGGGACCUUUCGGAGGUAUUGGAGAUCAAUGAAAACGAUAUAUUUCACAAAGAAAUAGUGUCAAAAACGAAAGAGUUUUUCGUGAACAUCGAUCGUCCCACUGGUAUGUUUGGAUAUUGCGGAGGACAGAUGGCAUCUCAGUACUGGAAGCUAUUCUAAGCCUUCAUUUCUCCACUACACACUGUUGCUCUGGACUAGUGCAUAGAAACUUUUGCAUUACCCAGGAAGAAAGGACGAGCUUAUAGCCGUUGCACGUUGAUGUAACCGGUUUAGUCCGGUUUAGUCAUGUAGCUAGUUGAUCGUAAAGGAAGUUUGCAGCCUAAGGCACAGCUGGCAAUAAUACUAUCCGCGUGAUGGGGUGUAACUAUUAUUCCCGUGCAACCCAUUACAUUCGAUGAACUCAAGAGAGAUGGUAACCUAUUUAUUUGAUUUUUAACAACACGGUAUCUGCGAAUAGGUUAGCUUACGAUAAUGCAAAUAGCGCCAGCAUUCGUGAAGAACAGAUAUAACAACUUUCGCGAAAAAUGAACCAACAGUAGAAUAUUCAAAUGAUGCAGAUGAAUGCAUCCUUCAUGGUAUCGUUUGUCAAUGUUAGGGUUAUUUUCUAAACUCGACGCUAGGCCGUUUCUCAUAAGGGAAUUUAUGCUUUUUGUCUACAAAAGAUGCUAAGCUAACCAUACAGAGAACACAAACAUAGAAAACGUUCCUAAUAAUCACGUAAACAGCGUCAACUCUACAAAAGUGGUUUCUUUUAUAACACAACCUGAUUACAUAAAGCAUUUUAUAUGUUAAUUUAAGGCAAUGAUUUGUUAUAUUUUCAAUACGAUCGCGUCUAACGCAGAUCACCGAAUAGGCUACUAAUUUUUCCUUAUAACUUACUUAGCACCUAUGUUCACAAGCAGUUGGUAGAUAAGGCUGAAGAGGGAAGGUAUUGAAAGAAGGAUCGAUCGAUAAGGGCAGAAGGAAACGGAUGGAACUUACAUCUUUCUUUGAGUGAUUGUAAUUGGAAAGCGGUGCAAAGGUAAAAUGAAGGAUAAGUUUUGCGUGAUAGAAACCAGGAUGUAAAAGUUUGGAUAUGUGACAAAAUAAUUCAACAUCCAGUAUAGUUUGAAUGCAAAUUCUACGCAAGUCUCUAUCAGGAAUGCAAAUAGGUGUAUUCUCCAGUUCGCUCUAGAUGAGAUAAUAUUUGCAGGCUUGCAAAAAAGGAUCAAGAAAGGACAUUGAAACAAUAAAGUAUAAAUACAUUCGAUAUGAUAA
Molecule: messenger RNA, 2758 nt
Organism: Anopheles funestus (African malaria mosquito)
Lineage: Eukaryota; Metazoa; Arthropoda; Insecta; Diptera; Culicidae
Product: nucleolar complex protein 4 homolog A
Exons: 5
Coding region: 122-1660 (512 amino acids)
Biological process (GO): ribosome biogenesis
Cellular component (GO): nucleolus; small-subunit processome; Noc4p-Nop14p complex
Source: RefSeq, a predicted model, not a curated record